Drosophila kikkawai is the source of this 1465-nucleotide messenger RNA. RefSeq names its product secretion-regulating guanine nucleotide exchange factor. Lineage: Eukaryota; Metazoa; Arthropoda; Insecta; Diptera; Drosophilidae. Gene Ontology annotation, molecular function: guanyl-nucleotide exchange factor activity. The record is from RefSeq and is a predicted model, not a curated record. Gene Ontology annotation, cellular component: cytoplasm.
UUGCAUUGUUUACAUUUUUUGUUUGCCGCACGCAAAGCUAAAAAACAUUAGAAAGAACCGCGAAUAUAAAAGUAAUUGAAACUUCAGAGCCUAGACUCAGUUUUACAUGAGCUGCCAACGGCAGAGCCACGCGUCCGGAGGCCCAAGGAGCGCCAUUGGAGGCCAUCGCGUAGUCGGAAUCGGAGUCGCACCUUCGCCGCCACAUUGCUGGCGUGACUGCGUCGCAUUAAAUCACCGGAAUCACCGAAGAAAUCGCGGCGACGAACAACAACCGGAAGUGCAGCGGAGCAACUGGUGGUCAUGGAGGUUUACGCCUGGGGUGCCAAUUCUCACGGCCAGCUCGGCCUUGGCUUUGAGUCCGAGUUGUGCAUGACACCGCAGCGGGUGGCCAGGAGCUCCUGCUCCUUUGCCGCCGCCCAGGUGCGCUGUAUUCGCGGCGGAGGCGGCCACGUCCUCAUCCUCGACACGAACGGAAGGGUGCAUGCCUGUGGCUGGAAUAAUCGUGGUCAACUGGGCCUGGAUUCAUCGGAGGAGUGCCACAACGAGUUUAAGAUGAUUCCCAGCGAGUAUUUUGGGGAAGUUCCUGUGGACACAAUCAGUUGUGGCUGGGACAUCUCCGGCGCCAUCACCUUGACCAAACGGCUGUAUGUAUGGGGCUCUAAUGCCUUUCAGCAGCUAGGAAUCUGUCAGCGUGGUUUUCUGGCCGUCAGAAGACCCAUGCCAGUGAAGCUACCUCGGGAAGAAGAGUCCAUCCGGAUCAGCUUUGGACUCCGCCACUGUGCCGUACUCACCCAGGACCACAAGAUCUACGUCUUCGGACGACUGAGGAUUAUGGAUCCACCGCCCAUCGAACUGGAUAUCACGGCCACCUGCCUGCACCGCUGCAAUACGAUAAAGAUACAGGCCCACAAUCCCAACGAGCUGAGAAUCGUUUCCCUUUCCAGUGGUCAGAAUCACAUGCUGCUCAAGUGUGUGGAUCUGAGCGAAUCGGGUGGCGGCAGCACCAAGAGGAUUCUCACGCUGGGCGACAACAAGUUCGGCCAGUCCAAUGCCUUUCUCUUUGAGGAGGAUGUGCGACAACUGGCCGUGGGCUGGACCCACAAUGCAGCGGUGCUGAGGAACAACGAAAUCCUGCUAUGGGGUCGCAAUUGCUAUGGCCAAUUGGGAAUCGGAUCGUUUAGCGAGCAGCAGGCUAUACCCACUCCUUUGCUUCUGAAGCUGCCAGAGGAUCAGUCACCGGCCAGAGUACACAUGGGAGCGGAGCAUGGACUGCUGAGGACUUCGGCCGGAGCAGUCUACACUUGGGGUUGGAAUGAGCAUGGGAAUUGCGGCAAUAACAGCACGGAAAAUGUAUGCACCCCUACGCUUUUGGAACUGCCAAUUGUUAAGUUGGCCGGGGCUGGAGCUGGCUUCUGUUAUGCAAUAACAGAGCCUGUUAACUGACUGCUUCCUGUUAUACGCUGUU